Molecule: messenger RNA, 720 nt
Organism: Rodentolepis nana
Lineage: Eukaryota; Metazoa; Platyhelminthes; Cestoda; Cyclophyllidea; Hymenolepididae
Source: the annotation of a GenBank genome assembly
AUGAGACGUGCGGACCCCGAUGUUGGCUCUUCCAGUCGGAAGCUUAUCGUGAUCUUAGAUCAGGCUUGUUUAGAAUCUGUUAAAGGUGCCGGUGGGAAAGAAUAUCAGUUACUAAAUCCAGAUAAGCACAAAGAUAGAAUUGUUAGAGCUGGUCGUGAUGUCGCAACGGUUCGACCGGAUAUAACACACCAGUGUCUCCUCAUGCUUAUGGACAGUCCACUCAACAGAAUGGGAUUGCUACAGGUGUAUAUAAGGACGCAGAAGAAUAUUAUAAUUGAAGUCAAUCCCAAGACAAGAAUACCGAGAACUUUUGACAGAUUUUGUGGACUGAUGGUACAAUUACUUCACAAAAUGUCCAUACAUGCCUCUGAAGGGAGUCAUGAAAAGCUACUUAAGGUUGUAAAAAAUCCGAUAACUCGUUACUUCCCUGCUGGCUGUUACAAAAUCGGAACAUCAUUUUCUGCCGAGAAGGUAGUUAGGCCCAAUGAAAUCCCCCAUAUGGUAAAAUCUGGGACUUCGGAGUCUAUGGUGGUUGUCAUCGGCGCAAUGGCGCAUGGUUCGGUUGUUUCAACUGCUGGAGAUUUCCUUGAUGAGGUUGUUUCAAUUAGUCGGUUCCCCCUUUCCGGUGCUCAAGCAUGUUCCCGCAUUUGUACUGCAUUUGAGGAGGCUUGGGAUGUUGAAAACUUUGAGCCUUCUGCAAAGCGGCCAAAGGUGGACUAA